Molecule: messenger RNA, 1983 nt
Organism: Caenorhabditis angaria
Lineage: Eukaryota; Metazoa; Nematoda; Chromadorea; Rhabditida; Rhabditidae
Source: the annotation of a GenBank genome assembly
AUGCCACGAGUUGGUACGUGUACGUCACGUACAAUAAUAAAUAUUUAUUGCGGAUGCAACAUGUCUCAAAUGGAAUCGACUGCUGUUUCCACACCAACUCAUUGUGGUCCGAGAUUUAUCUCGGACCAAAAUGAGUUGUCAAUGAUUUUCCAUUCUCUGGUAAGUCUUUUUUGGUUUUAUAAACAUGAUGUGGCCAUAAUUCAAUCAAAUUCUUUUGUUGCUUCAAAUCGGCUGAAUUUAUCGAAUACAGUUGGGGAAUUAUUAAAGUUAGCUAAAAAUAGUCUUAGGAAAAUUCAGCACAGAAAAAAUUCUGAAAAUUUGCCUUUUUAAUUGAAAAAUAACAAAAUUUUGACAUUUUUCUGGAAAACAGUCUGGUUUUUCAGCACUUUCAUAAAUUUUUGACUUUUUUUCGGGCGGCCUCUGUUCUUUCCACGAGUACACGUUCACGUGAUUUAAAUAGUUUUUCGGAUUUCAUCUUUUUUUUCUUCACCAAAUUUCGAAGGAGAAUAAAGAAGUGAUCUAAUUACGGCCACAGUUAUAUGAAUCUUUUGAACUAAAAAAUUAUCUGAAUUUUCUGAAAAGAAAAGCACAUUUUCAGCAAAAAUCAGAAACAAUUGAAUUUUCUUGUGAUUAGCUAAUAGAGAAAAAAUUACUCUCGGCUUUCGAAAAUAAUAUCUUCUAAUUUUCAGGUUCCACACUCUGUUGGAAAAUAUAGAAGUUUUCAAGAACCAAAAAAUGUUUUCGACAAAAAAAACGAGAUGAAUAUUCGAACCGCUAUUCGAUCUUGCACUCUAAGCGGAUCUGGAUUCUUUUCACCAAUUCAAGAAAAUUCCCUCAUCGACUUCAACAUUGAAGUUUUUGAUCGUCGAUUAGAAAUGGACAAAUUUUGGGUUGAAGUGAAAAAAGGUGAGUAUUUUGAAUAUCUCAGAUGUUUUGACAAAUCGUUGCAACAUAAAAAUUUUAGUCGGAGUCUUGUUUAUUAUUGUUUCUGCAAAAAACUUGCUUUCAUCCAAUUAUUAAACUAUAAUUCAUGAUUAAUAAUUGUUUUUCAGGAGAUGCAAUGAUGAAAAUUGUUUCUCGAAAAACAGCCACCUCCGUCCAAUUUAUCGGGAAAUUUUGGAUUGUGGAGAAUAUAUUUUGGUACAUCAUAUUCAAGAACAUUUUGGUAUGCGAAAAAAGAGAAGAUAUGCAGGUAUGAAAAGGUUCAGUUUCUUGAAACCAUACAGUUUUCCAGAUUCAAAGCGAAUCCGACGACUCUGUUUUAUCGACAAUGUACAACGUGAAUUCGAGCUGUUUCAACACCACAAAAACCGCAUCGAAGAACUUCUCGUUAUCCAAAAAAGGCACAGGGUGUAAUUCACUACCUCAAAUCGCUAGACCUCAAAUGUUUGAUUAAUUUUUGGGUAGAUCAAAAAUAAUUUUCUCUAAAUCUCUCGUUUUUGCGUUGAAUUUCGUCGAUUUUAGUCCCACCCCUAAGAUCGUGUCAGGUCUCAAAAAAUGCGCGAAUUUUUUCGGGUAGUAAAUUACACUCUGUGAAAGGUCGAACAAAAACUGUCGAAAACUUUGAGAAGGUUUGUGUUGUUUUCACAAUGAAAUGUUCAAUUACAAUGAUUUUUAUAGUUGAAGAAAAAGUUGAAAGAUUUUUGCAUGGAUUUGAAUAUGAUGAAGCAAGACUUUUAUCGACACCUGGAGCAGAUGCAGGAAGAUCGAUAAUAUCUGCUGCUGGAUAUGAUGAAUUAUUCAAGUAAGUCUGUCUAAGCAGGAAAUCAAAUAUAUUAAUCUUUUUCAAUAUUAUUUUUUUUCAGUUUAUUGUCAAAACUGCCCGAAAAAAUGCGAAAAAAUGUGAUAAAUCAAGUCAGCGUCUUAAAAAACAUGUCCACAAAAACAAUUAAAGCGAGAAUAAAGAAGAUGGAAGAAGAUCGAUUGAAGAAAAUAAUUUUUAGGGAACAACCAUCACAACCAAAAAAACCACAUAUGAGAUGA